AUGAGGAUGUUUGAAGAAUAUGGUUAUGUGGUUAGAGUUGGUCCAAACGAUCUAGUUAUAUUUCACCCGGAGGCCAUGGAGCUUCUUGAUGGCUCAAAAGCAACCCACACAAAAGAGCCAUGGUAUGAUAUUUUGCACCCGAUGACAUCUUUGGUAUUUGAGCGGGAUAAAGAAGAAUCGCACUUCUGA
Sclerotinia sclerotiorum 1980 UF-70 is the source of this 189-nucleotide messenger RNA. RefSeq lists its product as hypothetical. The coding region runs from base 1 to 189 and encodes 62 amino acids. The record is from RefSeq and is a predicted model, not a curated record. The transcript is spliced from 4 exons. NCBI's taxonomy places the organism in Eukaryota, Fungi, Ascomycota, Leotiomycetes, Helotiales, Sclerotiniaceae.